This is a messenger RNA of Neltuma alba, 486 nucleotides long. RefSeq lists its product as uncharacterized. The record is from RefSeq and is a predicted model, not a curated record. Lineage: Eukaryota; Viridiplantae; Streptophyta; Magnoliopsida; Fabales; Fabaceae. Gene Ontology annotation, molecular function: nucleic acid binding; RNA-DNA hybrid ribonuclease activity. The transcript has 2 exons. The coding region runs from base 1 to 486 and encodes 161 amino acids.
AUGCAUUUCAUGGUGCGUCUUUCCACUCCACCAGCUGGGGACAAGCUCCCUGCCUCCAAUUCACUGAUCCUUAGAAACCAUGAAGGGAAGUUUAUCCGAGGCUUCAUGUACAACAUCAGAGUAGGAAGUGCGUUUACUGCAUGGGGCAUAUUAUGGGCCUUAAAACUGGCUUGGGACUGGAAUUUUAGAGAUGUAAUUAUUGAAAGUGACUGCUGCGAGGUCAUAUCGGCAGUUCGAGCUGAGACUCCCAUCGAGCACCACGAUUAUGCUGUGCUGACAGAGAUCCGUGGUUUGUUACUGCGAAGCUGGAAAGUGGAGCUCGUUCUAUGUGACAGGGAGGCCAACGCAGUUGCUGAUGCUAUUGCUAAGGAGGCCGGAACCUUGAUGCAUGAUUUGAGGAUUCUGCAGAGUCUGCCAGAUGGUGCUCGUCAUUUGAUCCAGGAGGAAGACACGAACUUAGCUUCCUUUUUGAGUUGUAGUGGGUAG